Trichomonas vaginalis G3 is the source of this 1176-nucleotide messenger RNA. RefSeq lists its product as uncharacterized. The record is from RefSeq and is a predicted model, not a curated record. The coding region runs from base 1 to 1176 and encodes 391 amino acids. The transcript has a single exon. NCBI's taxonomy places the organism in Eukaryota, Parabasalia, Trichomonadida, Trichomonadidae.
AUGUCUGCAACUCGAAUUCCACUCGAGCUGAUACAAAAAGUAUUUUACGAUGAUGGUCCUGUAAUGACUGAAGCUCAGAAUGCAUUCAUCGAAGGCAUUGCUAAUGAUUUUCGUGUUCAAAAAAAUCCAGAAAUCGUUAUUUCAAAAGAAGUAAUUUUUCCCAAAUAUCCACUUAUGCCUAGAAAGAUGAUACCACCAAAUAUACCUUCGACAUUUUAUCAUCAAAAGGCAACCGUAAUUGUUCCACCAGAUCCGGAAUUGAAUUACGUUCCUCCACAUCCUAGAAAGGUAAAUAUUGACAAAUUAUCUGAAGAACAAAAACCUUUAUAUGGUCUUUCACCAUUUAAGCAAGAUUUGUAUAAAAUCAACCAAAGAAGAGAGAAUUACAAGAAAUACAUUGAAAAACAAAAGGAAGAAAAAAAGAAAGAGAGAAAAAUUACAGUAUUCACAGAUGAAGAUUACCAAAGGCUAAAUCUUCAUGCAAAUUCAAAAUUCGAGCGUCAGGAUGAACGUAAAGAUAAACAAAACAGUCCUUCACAUAAAAAUGUUCAACGAAUGCAAAAUUACCAAGCUCAAGGACAAAACGUUGAUCCACAAAGAUAUUAUAAUGAAAAGUAUGAUCAUGAAGAGCAGAAAUACUUCGAGGACCAAAAUCAGAAACAACAAUAUACACCAAAUGAAUAUCCUGAAAAUCAGCAAAAUUAUCAAGCCGAAGAAGAAAACAAUGAUCCAGAUGGAUUUGCUCCAUCAAUGUAUCGUGUUUCAAAGCAACAGUACGAAGAGAAUGGAAGAAUCGCCAGAGAGAAUGCAAACAGAGGACCGCCAGAAAUGUUAUAUUACUUGCAGAAAGACUUCAAACCAACUUUGGAAACACGCGCUUCAAAACUCAAAGCUGAAUACAUUAGAAGAGAAAUGGAAAAGGUUGAGAUGGAGCAGAGGCGUCUUGAGCUCAAUGAAGAUCUUAGGAAAGAAAGAGAAGAUGAGGCUAAGAAGAAAAUUGCUGCUCGCCCCGUUAAAUUUAAUGCUGAUAGUGAUGCUGAUAAACAUAAAAGAGAAAUUCGACAGGAGAUGAGGAAAAACGAGGAGAAUUACAUGAAUAUGCUCAAUACCAUUAAUGAAUCACAGGCACUUAACAAGACUUUGAUGGAACGUGUUGAAGAAGAGUUAAUGAAAUAA